AUGAAGAGGAACUUCACUGACAGCUCAACCCGUACUACAGCAGGCUGCUUACCUGUGCCGCUGUUCAACCAGAAAAAGAGAACCAGACAACCACUGACUUCAAACCCACUUAAAAAUGAGUCAAGUACCAGCAACGCAGCAGACACUUUGGACCUUUCUACCAUGCUAGCAGAUUUUGGCUGGGAAGCUGCAAAGCCAGAACCAACUCAGCUACAGAAAACAACAGGUGUUGAGUUCUUUUUUGCUGCGCGUUAUCGGACUUCAGGGACGGAUCGGGGACGGAAAGCACCAUCCUAUCAAAUCAGACUGAAAGAAAAAGACAAUUCUCUCAGAAUCCUCUCUGCUGUCAUUGAGAGUAUGAAGCACUGGAGCCAGUAUACCAAUAAAGCACCACUGUUGUUUGAAGUAUUAGGUAUUCUGGAUUCUGCAGUUACCCCUGGACUGUAUGGUGCAAAGACUUUCCUUUUGAGAGAUGGGAAGGAGAGUGUCUCAUGUGUAUUCUAUGAGAUUGACCGGGAACUCCCACGAUUAAUCCGAGGUCGGGCCCAUAGGUGCGUGGGAAAUUAUGACACAAGCCGGAAGCUCUUCAGGUGUGUCUCUGUAAGACCAGCCAGUGUUCCUGAACAACAAACUUUUCAAGAUUUUGUCAGAAUUGCAGAUGUUGAGAUGCGUGAAUAUGUGAAGGCAAGCAAUGAAGUUUAA
Gekko japonicus is the source of this 702-nucleotide messenger RNA. It is a transcript of the gene SPATA22, whose product is annotated as spermatogenesis associated 22. Gene Ontology annotation, biological process: meiotic DNA repair synthesis; regulation of meiotic cell cycle; homologous chromosome pairing at meiosis. The record is from RefSeq and is a predicted model, not a curated record. Lineage: Eukaryota; Metazoa; Chordata; Lepidosauria; Squamata; Gekkonidae. The coding region runs from base 1 to 702 and encodes 233 amino acids. The transcript is spliced from 7 exons.